Mercurialis annua (annual mercury) is the source of this 2129-nucleotide messenger RNA. RefSeq names its product transcription factor ICE1-like. The record is from RefSeq and is a predicted model, not a curated record. Gene Ontology annotation, cellular component: nucleus. Lineage: Eukaryota; Viridiplantae; Streptophyta; Magnoliopsida; Malpighiales; Euphorbiaceae. Bases 279 to 1898 code for a protein of 539 amino acids. The transcript has 4 exons. Gene Ontology annotation, molecular function: protein dimerization activity; sequence-specific DNA binding; DNA-binding transcription factor activity. Gene Ontology annotation, biological process: regulation of DNA-templated transcription.
AAAGUUGCAUGAAAUUGAGGUUAAGUGGACCUAAUGAGAUGCCUAUCCUUACAAAACAAAAACGUAAGCCAAACUCACUACUUCUACUCAUUACUGUAACGUUCAAACAGAUGUCAUAAACCCACCAUUUUUUUCUUUCUUUCUUUACCUCUCUACCUCUUAUAAGUUCCCCUUUUCUUUAUGCAAACGUCCCUUUUCUCUUCUGUUUUCUUUUCCCUUCACUUUCCAGACAACCAAACAAUAAAAGCAACUCAUAACAGAAUUUUCCAGAACCAAAAAUGCUGUCCGGACUAAAUGACACCGUUUGGAUUCAAGAUAAUAGUAAUCACAACAAUAAUAAACAAGAACAUAGCAGCAAAGAAGAUAAUAGCAUGGCCUCUCUCUCUACAUUCAAGUCCAUGCUCGAGGUUGAAGAUGACUGGUAUGCUUCUAACACUACUUCAGCUUUCCAAAACCACCAUGACAUUACAUUUUCACCUAAUCUUGGUGACCCUGAUAAUCUUUUACUUCACUCGGUUGAUUCAUCCUCGUCUUGCUCACCAAAUUCUUCAGUUUUUAACAAUCUUGACCCCUCUCAAGUCCACUACUUUAUGCACCCAAAACCUAGUUUAUCCUCACUUCUUAAUGUAGUUCCUAGUACCAACAACAAUUCUUUAGAUGUUCAUGGCUUUGAUUUGGGUGAGAUUGGUUUUUUUCAAAACCAGUCAGUGACUACAGUGCCAAAUGUGUCAUCUUUAAUGAAUAGAGGUGGUGGGAUUUUGGAGAAUUUUAGUGAUUUAGCCUCAAAUAAUCAGAUUAGUAGCUCUAAUUUCUGUUCUGAUCCGCCUUUUUCGACUACCCGUAUGCUUCAAUUGCCUGAAAAUGGCUCUGGGUUUACAGGGUUUAGGGGUUUUGACGAGGGUUCAGGGAAUUCUUUGUUGUUGAAUAGGUCUAAUAAGUUAUUAAGGCCUCUUGAAACGUACCCUUCAAUGGGUGCACAGCCUACUUUGUUUCAAAAGAGAGCAGCUUUGAGGAAGAAUUUAGGUGAUAGCCCUGGAAAUUUAGGGUCUUUGAGUGGGAUUGAGAUAGAUAAAGGUAAGAGGGAAAUGACUCUAAUGGGUGAAGAGAAUGAGAGAAAAAGAAAAUUUAGUAUUGAUGAUACUUUUGAUGAUGUUAGUAUUGAUGGGUCAGGUUUUAAUUAUGAUUCUGAUGAUUUUACUGAGAAUACUAAGAUGGAGGAGAUUGGUAAAAAUGGUGGAAAUAGCUCAAAUGCUAAUAGUAGUAUUACUGGCGGCCUUGGCGGCGGCGGCGGCGGCGGUGAUCAGAAGGGGAAGAAGAAGGGCCUUCCUGCUAAGAAUUUGAUGGCCGAAAGGCGGCGGCGGAAGAAGCUUAAUGAUAGGUUAUACAUGUUGAGAUCUGUUGUGCCAAAAAUAAGCAAGAUGGAUAGGGCGUCAAUCCUUGGGGAUGCGAUUGAGUACUUGAAGGAACUUUUGCAAAGGAUCAACGACCUCCACAAUGAAUUGGAGUCAACUCCCCCUGGCUCUUCAUUGACGCCCACGACAAGCUUUCACCCGUUGACACCCACUCCGUCAGCCCUGCCUAGCCGUAUCAAAGAUAAGAUUUGUGCCAGCUCAUUGCCCAGUCCAAAUGGUCAACCAGCAAGGGUCGAAGUCAGAGUGAGAGAAGGACGAGCAGUAAACAUACAUAUGUUUUGCAGUCGCAGACCCGGCCUCCUGCUGUCCACCAUGAGGGCUAUGGACAAUCUAGGCCUUGACAUUCAACAAGCUGUCAUAAGCUGUUUCAACGGUUUUGCCAUGGAUAUCUUCCGAGCUGAGCAAUGCAAAGAAGGGCAAGAUGUGCAUCCAGAACAGAUUAAAGCAGUACUCCUCGACUCGGCCGGCUUCCAUGGUAUGAUAUAACAGUCGCUCACUCUGAAAUCGGACAGAAAAAUCAUCGAGCAACAUUAUAUAUUUUCUAAUGCUAAGAGGCCAUUGGUGAUUUCAACUAAAUAGUAAUAGUUUUGCUUCCUUUUUUAAUUUUUGAACUGUAUUAAUUAUAGUAGUUUGCCAUCUAUAGUUGUUCGGAAGGAUCAGAAAUCUGUAAUUUUCUAUGAGGUUUUAGCAUCAAAAUUAUAUACGUGUCUUUUUAAA